AUGGAGCUCCAAUCAGCCAGAGAGAAGACCCAGCCAGAGAAGAUCCAGCCAGAGAAGACCCAGCCAGAGAAGACCCAGUCAGAGAAGACCAAGCCAGAGAAGACCCAGCCAGAGAGAAGACCCAGCCAGAGAGAAGAUCCAGCCAGAGAAGACCCAGCAAGAGAAGACCCAGUCAGAGAAGACCAAGCCAGAGAAGACCCAGCCAGAGAAGACCCAGCCAGAGAAGACCCAGCCAGAAGGGACCCAGCCAGAGAAGACCCAGUCAGAGAAGACCCAGCCAGAGAAGACCCAGUGAGAGAAGACCCAGUCAGAGAAGACCCAGUGAGAGAAGACCCAGUCAGAGAAGACCCAGCCAGAGAAGACCCAGUCAGAGAAGACCCAGCCAGAGAAGACCCAGUGAGAGAAGACCCAGCCAGAGAAGACCCAGUCAGAGAGAAGACCCAGCCAGAGAAGACCCAGCCAGAGAAGACCCAGCCAGAGAAGACCCAGCCAGAGAAGACCCAGCCAGAGAAGACCCAGCCAGAGAAGACCCAGCCAGAGAAGACCCAGUCAGAGAAGACCCAGUCCAACCCGGUCAGGAGGGAAUCAGACAGACACUCACAGGUCAACCUCACUGCUGCGCUCCGGACAAACUCCUGGAUGCGCCAGGACCUAAAGACGCACUGUUUGGUGAAGUCGUCUGGUCGUCACCACGGAGCUGUUGAACCUGCAGGAAACAGGAAAGACAUCUUCAUCACUUUCAAACUGUCGGAUUUCUCACUUAGACACAACCUGAACACAUCAUCACUCUCAGGUGACCCUAACCCAAAGAAAAACAGGAAGGUGUUGCUCCUGAGUACGCUGCACACCAAGGCCGACGUCAGCGACUGCGCGGACGGGAAACCGGUCAUCGUCCUGGACUACAACCGCAGCAAAGGUGGCGUGGACAACCUAGACAAGGUCAUAGGUACACACAGCUGCAGGACGAUGACCGCGCGCUGGCCCAUGGUCGUCUUUCACAACAUUAUCGACGUCUCCUCCUACAACACCUUAGUGAUAUGGAGAGAGAUCAACCCAGACUGGAUGCUGGGCAAGCUGAACAAGCGGAGGGUGUUCGUAGAGCAGCUGGGAAAGGCUCUCGUUUCUCCGUUCAUCGAAAGAAGGGAGCCCCCCUGCACGGAAGCGUCCGCCGCGAGAGAAAGAUUCUGCUGUUGGAUCUGUGUGGAUCUACUGGAGGAUCCGGUGACUACUGUCUGUGGACACAGCUACUGUAAGAGCUGUAUUAACACCCACUGGGACAAAGAGGAGGAGAGAGGAAGCUACAGCUGUCCUCAGUGUAGACAGACCUUCACACCGAGGCCUGUCCUGGAGAAAAGCACCAUGUUAGCUGAUUCACUGGAGGAGCUGAAGAAGACUGGACUCCAAGCUGCUCCUGCUGAUCACUGCUCUGCUGGACCUGAAGAUGUGGCCUGUGAUGUCUGCACUGGGAGAAAAUUGAAAGCUCUCAAGUCCUGUUUGAAUUGUUUUGCCUUUUAUUGUGAGAAACACCUCCAGCCUCAUCUUCAGUCAGCUGCAUUAAAGAAGCACAAGCUGGUGGAGCCCUCGGAAAAGCUCCAGGAGAACAUCUGCUCUCGUCACGACGAGGUGAUGAAGAUGUUCUGCCGCACUGAUCAGCAGUGUAUCUGUUAUCUCUGCUCUGUGGAGGAACAUAAAGACCACGACACAGUGUCAGCUGCAGCAGAAAGGACUGAGAGGCAGAGAGAGCUCGGGCUGAGGAGACAAACAAUCCAGCAGAGAGUCCAGGACACAGAGAAAGACCUGAAGCUGCUUCAACAGGAGGAGGAGAACAUCAAUGGCUCUGCUGAUAAAGCAGUGGAGGACAGUGAGGAGAUCUUCACUGAGAUGAUCCGUCUGCUGGAGGAAAGAAGCUCUGAUGUGGAGCAGCAGAUCAGAUCCCAGCAGGAAACUGAAGUGAGUCGAGUCAGAGAGCUUCAGGAGAGACUGGAGCAGGAGAUCACUGAGCUGAAGAGGAAAGACCAUGAACUGAAGCAGCUCUCAGACACAGAGGAUCACAACCAGCUUCUACAUAACUACCCCUCACUGUCACCACUCAGUGAAUCUACACACUCAUCCAGCUUUAGGAUCCUUCCUCUGAGGAACUUUGAGGACGUGAUAGAGAUUUUACAGAUUGUAUCUCAAGUGGAUGUUUCACUGCCACAGCCAGAGCCAGAGACCAGAGCUGACUUCUUAAAAUAUUCACAGGAAAUCACACUGGAUCCAAACACAGCACACAGAUAUCUGUUAUUGUCUGAGGGAAACAGAAAAGUAACUUAUAUGAGAGAAGAUCAGUCUUAUUCUGAUCACCCAGACAGAUUCAUGUAUUGGUGUCAGGUCCUGAGUAGAGAGAGUCUGACUGGGCGUUGUUACUGGGAGGUGGAGAUGGAGGUGGGGGUGGGAGAAUUUGAAGUAGCAGUCGCAUACAAAAAUAUCAGAGAACAACCAUACCGAUGGCAACAUUUAUUUGGAAAAACUGAUAAAUCUUGGUCAUUAUCUUGUGAUGGAAACAGUUAUUACUUUCAUUACGAAAACGACGACAUUGGAGUGUCAGGUCCGGUGUCCUCCAGAUUUGGAGUGUACCUGGAUCACAGUGCAGGUGUUCUAUCCUUCUACAGCGUCUCUGACACCAUGACUCUCCUCCACAGAGUCAAGACCACAUUCACUCAGCCUCUCUAUGCUGGAGUUAGGCUUUGUUCUGGAGCCACAGCUGAGUUCUGUAAUGAUAUGCAUAGCACACAUAGUGCUCUGAAGCACUGUGCGGAUCAGCUGUCUCCGGUGUUCACAGACAUUUUUAACACCUCACUGGAGACCUGCCACGUACCAGCCUGCUUCAAGACCUCCACCAUUAUCCCUGUCCCCAAAAAAACUAAGAUCACUGGACUAAAUAAUUACAGGCCUGUCGCCCUGACCUCUGUGGUGAUGAAGGCAUUCGAGCGCCUCGUGCUGUUCUACCUCAAAGCCAUCACUGACCCUCUCCUGGACCCCCUGCAGUUUGCCUACAGAGCCAACAGGUCUGUAGACGAUGCAGUCAACAUAGCCCUCCACUUCAUCCUCCAGCACCUGGACUCCUCAGGAACCUACUCCAGGAUCCUGUUUGUGGACUUCAGCUCUGCCUUCAACACAAUCAUCCCGGACCUGCUACAGGACAAGCUCUCCCUGCUGAGUGUGCCUGACUCCACCUGCAGGUGGAUCACAGACUUCCUGUCUGACAGGAGGCAACACGUGAGGCUGGGGAAGCACGUCUCAGACUCCAGGACUAUAAGCACCGGUUCCCCUCAAGGCUGUGUUCUUUCCCCUCUACUAUUCUCCCUGUACACCAACAGCUGCACCUCCAGUCACAAGUCCGUCAAACUCCUCAAGUUCGCGGACGACACCACCCUCAUUGGACUCAUCUCUGGUGGGGAUGAGUCAGCCUACAGUGGAGAUGGUUGUAGACUUCAGAAAGAACCCAGCCCCACCCACCCCAUCAUCCUGAGAGACGCCCCAGUCGUCACUGCUGAGUCCUUCCGCUUCCUGGGCACCAUCAUCUCCCCGGACCUCAAAUGGGAGCUUAACAUCAGCUCCCUCACCAAAAGAGGACAACAGAGGAUGUACUUCCUGCGACAGCUGAAGAAGUUCAACCUGUUAAAGACAAUGAUGGUGCACUUCUACACCUGCAUCAUCGAGUCCAUCCUCACCUCCUCCAUCUCCAUCUGGUUCGCUGCUGCCACCGCAAACGACAAAGGCAGGCUGCAGCGGAUCAUCCGCUCUGCUGAGAAGAUGGAGCAGCAAGAAAAUCACCUGGACAGAGGAAGAUUCUGCUGUUGGAUCUGUGUGGAUCUACUGAAGGAUCCGGUGACUACUGUCUGUGGACACAGCUACUGUAAGAGCUGUAUUAACACCCACUGGGACAAAGAGGAGGAGAGAGGAAGCUACAGCUGUCCUCAGUGUAGACAGACCUUCACACCGAGGCCUGUCCUGGAGACAAGCACCAUGUUAGCUGAUUCACUGGAGGAGCUGAAGAAGACUGGACUCCAAGCUGCUCCUGCUGAUCACUGCUAUGCUGGACCUGAAGAUGUGGCCUGUGAUUUCUGCACUGGGAGAAAACUGAAAGCUCUCAAGUCCUGUUUGGUUUGUUUGGCCUCUUAUUGUGAAAAACACCUCCAGCCUCAUCUUCAGUCAGCUGCAUUAAAGAAGCACAAGCUGGUGGAGCCCUCGGAGAAGCUCCAGGAGAACAUCUGCUCUCAUCAUGACGAGGUGAUGAAGAUGUUCUGCCGCACUGAUCAGCAGUGUAUCUGUUAUCUCUGCUCAGUGGAGGAACAUAAAGACCACGACACAGUGUCAGCUGCAGCAGAAAGGACUGAGAGGCAGAGAGAGCUCGGGCUGAGGAGACAAACCAUCCAGCAGAGAGUCCAGGACACAGAGAAAGACCUGAAGCUGCUUCAACAGGAGGAGGAGGACAUCAAUGGCUCUGCUGAUAAAGCAGUGGAGGACAGUGAGGAGAUCUUCACUGAGAUGAUCCGUCUGCUGGAGGAAAGAAGCUCUGAUGUGGAGCAGCAGAUCAGAUCCCAGCAGGAAACUGAAGUGAGUCGAGUCAGAGAGCUUCAGGAGAGACUGGAGCAGGAGAUCACUGAGCUGAAGAGGAAAGACCAUGAACUGAAGCAGCUCUCAGACACAGAGGAUCACAACCAGCUUCUACAUAACUACCCCUCACUGUCACCACUCAGUGAAUCUACACACUCAUCCAGCUUCAGGAUCCUUCCUCUGAGGAACUUUGAGGACGUGAUAGAGAUUUUACAGAUUGUAUCUCAAGUGGAUGUUUCACUGCCACAGCCAGAGCCAGAGACCAGAGCUGACUUCUUAAAAUAUUCACAGGAAAUCACACUGGAUCCAAACACAGCACACAGAUAUCUGUUAUUGUCUGAGGGAAACAGAAAAGUAACUUAUAUGAGAGAAGAUCAGUCUUAUUCUGAUCACCCAGACAGAUUCAUGUAUUGGUGUCAGGUCCUGAGUAGAGAGAGUCUGACUGGGCGUUGUUACUGGGAGGUGGAGAUGGAGGUGGGGGUGGGAGAAUUUGAAGUAGCAGUCGCAUACAAAAAUAUCAGAGAACAACCAUACCGAUGGCAACAUUUAUUUGGAAAAACUGAUAAAUCUUGGUGAUUAUCUUGUGAUGGAAACAGUUAUUACUUUCAUUACGAAAACGACGACAUUGGAGUGUCAGGUCCGGUGUCCUCCAGAUUUGGAGUGUACCUGGAUCACAGUGCAGGUGUUCUAUCCUUCUACAGCGUCUCUGACACCAUGACUCUCCUCCACAGAGUCAAGAUCACAUUCACUCAGCCUCUCUAUGCUGGAGUUAGGCUUUGUUCUGGAGCCACAGCUGAGUUCUGUAAACUCAAAUAGACUCGAGUCAUUAAAAGCAGUGAUUUAGAU
Messenger RNA from Limanda limanda (common dab), 5445 nucleotides. RefSeq lists its product as uncharacterized. The transcript is spliced from 6 exons. Gene Ontology annotation, molecular function: protein binding; 2-oxoglutarate-dependent dioxygenase activity; methyltransferase activity. Lineage: Eukaryota; Metazoa; Chordata; Actinopteri; Pleuronectiformes; Pleuronectidae. The record is from RefSeq and is a predicted model, not a curated record.